CCCCCGCGCCGCCCACAGCAGCCGCCGCCGCCGCCUCAGCUCCGGUCCCGGAUCCCCCCGCGCCCGGCAGAGGAAAUGCACGGCCGGCUCAAGCUCCGCCCCCCGGACGCGGCCCGGCGCCGGCAGCGAGAGGAGAAACUGCGGCAGUACCGGGAGGCCAUGGACGCCUUACUGGGGGGGGCGCCCCCCGCCCAGGUGCUCUCCCUCACGGGCUCCGUCCUGGCGGCCAAUCCCGACGUGGGCACCUGCUGGAACCUGCGGAGACGCGCACUGGGAGCACUGGGAGGCGACUGGGUGCCCUCGGAGCUCUCCUUCGUGGCGCAGUGCCUGGGGGUGAACCCCAAAUCCUACGGGGCGUGGCACCACCGGGGCUGGGUGCUGGGCCACGCCCCGGCGCCCCCCGCUGGCCGGGAGGACCUGGCGCUGUGCGAGCGCCUCCUGGCGGCCGACUCGCGCAACUUCCACGCCUGGGAGCACCGGCGGGCGCUGGCGGCCGGGCAGGACCCCGAGGCUGAGCUGGCCUUCGCCGGGGCGCUGCUGAGCCGAGACUUCUCCAACUUCUCGGCCUGGCACCACCGGCUGCGGCUGCUGGCGCCCGCCAGGAACCGCGGCGAGGGCGCGGCCGGGGCGCUGCCCCCCGAGAGGCUGAAGGAAGAGCUGGAGCUGGUGCAGAACGCCAUCUUCACCGACCCCACGGACCAAAGUGCCUGGGUCUACCUUCGCUGCAUCCUCUCCCGGGCCCCCCCGCCGCCGAGGGUCAUCUGUGUCCACGUCGACCGGGAGGAUGCAACCGUGGCCGUCAUCUUCUCCCGGCCCGUCAGGGUGAACCCGGAGCACCCAGAGCUGAGGGCGACGCUGGACGGCUCCACCCUGCCCGGGCCCUGGCGCUCGGGAGAGGGGCGGCCACGCCCCAGCCACACCUGGCUCUGCCACCUCCCUGCCCCGCCCAGUGACUGCCCCGCCCUCCUGGAGGUCACCUGGGAGCCGGACUCCACCCCCCGCCAGGUGACGCUGCAGCCAGGUGAGGCCGAGGCUUGGUGGCAGGAGCCAAUCGUGGAGCGGGAGCUGUUCUGGCCGGAGCUGGGCGUGGCCGAGGCCCAGGUGCUGCAGGACCAGGUGCGGAUGUGCCGGGAGCUGCUGGAGCUGGAGCCCCAGAGCCGCGGCUGCCUGCUGACCCUGGCCCUGCUCUUGGCCGCUCUGGAGCCGCGCGGCUGCGCCCAGGAGAUCCGGCAGCACCUGGGGGGCCUGCAGGACGCCGACCCGCUGCGCUGGGGGUUCGUGGCCGACGUCCGCUCGCGCUUCGAGGCGGCGCUGGGCGUGCUGGGAGCGGGCGAGGGGCUGAGCCUCAGCGCCAAGGGCCUGACCUCGGUGCCCCUGCUGGAGCGCCUGGCCGCGCUGACCCGGCUGGAGCUGAGCGGGAACGAGCUGCGGGCGCUGCCGGCGGCGCUGGGAGCGCUGCGGAGGCUGCGGGAACUGGAUCUCUCCCGUAACCGAAUUUCCGAACUGGGCGCGGCCCCGCCCCUCCCCCGCCUGGAGCUGCUGCGGCUGGACCGGAACCCCAUUGGCCACGCCCCCGCUCUCUCCCCAUUGGCUGCCUGGCCCCGCCUCGCCCGGCUGGGAUUGGCUGAGACCCCGCUGGGCUCCGCCCCCCACGGCCCCGCCCUGCUGGCCGAGCUGCUUCCGGGUGUUGACGUCACCUUCAGCUGAUUGGCUGCCGCCGUUCCUGGACACGCCCACUUUUCUGGGGCGGCACUUCCGGGUGGGGAGCGUGUUUCAUGAGUUGGCCACGCCCCUUCCUGUGCCGGCGCGGUCACUUCCGGGUUUGGAUCUGCUCAUUUCCGGUGUUCAAUAAAGUGAUGUCUCCCAGUCC
Messenger RNA from Hirundo rustica (Barn swallow), 1870 nucleotides. RefSeq names its product Rab geranylgeranyltransferase subunit alpha (gene RABGGTA). Gene Ontology annotation, biological process: protein geranylgeranylation. Lineage: Eukaryota; Metazoa; Chordata; Aves; Passeriformes; Hirundinidae. The transcript has 17 exons. The record is from RefSeq and is a predicted model, not a curated record. The coding region runs from base 76 to 1707 and encodes 543 amino acids. Gene Ontology annotation, molecular function: Rab geranylgeranyltransferase activity; protein binding; zinc ion binding. Gene Ontology annotation, cellular component: cytoplasm; Rab-protein geranylgeranyltransferase complex.